This is a messenger RNA of Struthio camelus australis, 7102 nucleotides long. It is a transcript of the gene FBXL7, whose product is annotated as F-box and leucine rich repeat protein 7. Gene Ontology annotation, biological process: SCF-dependent proteasomal ubiquitin-dependent protein catabolic process. Gene Ontology annotation, molecular function: protein binding. Lineage: Eukaryota; Metazoa; Chordata; Aves; Struthioniformes; Struthionidae. Gene Ontology annotation, cellular component: SCF ubiquitin ligase complex; cytoplasm. The record is from RefSeq and is a predicted model, not a curated record.
UUCAGUGGAGUGGCACAUUAGAAGCUGCUUUGUCUGUGGGGGUGCAAGAAAUGCACAGUUUUGGUGAACUUUCAAAACAGCUAUUGAGUUGCCUGGGGGACUUCCUUGCUGCUAAUAGGUGUUAAAUAUCGGGCAGAGAUGUUUCUGCUGCCUUUGAGGAGAUUCCGACCUGAGCAUGCGGACGCUCAGUACGCCCAGCCCAGCGUUAAUAUUUCCGCAGAAUUCCCACAGUUGCCAGAAUGGCAGAGGGUCAUCUACUUCCUCCUCCUCAGUCACUGGGGAAACGGUUGCCAUGGUCCACUCGCCACCUCCGACCCGCCUCACGCAUCCUCUCAUCCGGCUGGCGUCCAAACACCAGAAGGAACAGGCCAACAUAGACCGGCUGCCAGAUCACUCCAUGAUCCAGAUAUUCUCUUUUCUGCCUACCAACCAGCUGUGCCGCUGUGCCCGUGUUUGCCGCCGCUGGUAUAACCUCGCCUGGGACCCACGGCUUUGGAGGACUAUUCGCCUGACGGGCGAGACAAUCAACGUAGACAGGGCUCUUAAAGUGCUGACGCGGAGGCUUUGCCAGGAUACGCCUAACGUAUGUCUCAUGUUGGAGACGGUAAUAGUUAGUGGCUGCAGGCGGCUCACAGACAGAGGACUCUACACCAUUGCCCAGUGCUGCCCAGAACUGCGGAGGCUAGAGGUGUCUGGCUGUUACAACAUCUCCAACGAGGCAGUCUUCGAUGUGGUGUCACUGUGUCCCAACCUGGAACACCUGGAUGUGUCAGGCUGCUCCAAAGUGACAUGCAUCAGUUUGACUCGCGAAGCCUCCAUCAAGCUGUCUCCCUUACAUGGGAAGCAAAUCUCCAUCCGCUACUUGGACAUGACAGACUGCUUCGUCCUGGAGGACGAAGGACUGCACACCAUUGCCGCUCACUGCACUCAACUGACCCACCUGUACCUGCGUCGCUGCGUCCGCAUCACCGACGAGGGUCUCCGCUACCUGAUGAUUUACUGCACGUCCAUUAAGGAACUGAGCGUGAGCGACUGUCGCUUUGUCAGUGACUUUGGCAUGCGGGAGAUUGCCAAGCUGGAGUCCCGCCUCCGAUACCUUAGCAUCGCUCACUGCGGUCGGAUCACAGACGUGGGCAUACGUUACAUUGCCAAAUACUGCAGCAAGCUGCGCUACCUCAAUGCGCGGGGCUGCGAGGGUAUCACGGACCACGGUGUGGAGUACCUCGCCAAAAAUUGCACAAAACUCAAAUCACUAGAUAUUGGCAAGUGCCCUCUGGUCUCAGACACCGGCCUGGAGUUUCUAGCCCUCAACUGCUUCAACCUGAAGCGCCUGAGCUUGAAAUCGUGUGAGAGCAUCACUGGGCAGGGCCUGCAGAUUGUCGCUGCCAACUGUUUUGACCUGCAGAUGUUGAAUGUGCAGGACUGCGAUGUCUCUGUGGAUGCCCUGCGGUUUGUUAAACGGCAUUGCAAGCGCUGUAUUAUAGAGCACACCAACCCUGCCUUCUUCUGAAAGGACUCCCUACAGCUGUUGUUACAACGCAGUAUUAAAAACACUGAUGUAUAAACACACAAUCCCAUACUCAGUAAUGCUGUCUUUUCUAUGGCUCACAGGAGUCAGCUUUUCUUGUUUGUUGGUGAGGGGGAUUUUCUAGAGGACUAUUUUAUGUGCUUUUUGUAUGAUCACUUUUUAGGUGUGGUGAGCCUCUGUGGAGAGGCUGCCUUAAUUCAAAAGCAGUGAGUGCUCAGCAUCCCCACUGUGAUGCCAUUUUUGUAACAUCUCUGAUCUUGUCCCAGGCUAAAGUAGCUGACUCCAAAGGGAAUAGCACAUAACCACUCCUUUGGAAGUGUUGCUAAGCUGUGUCAAAUACAUCUGAAUUCCAGCUGUGCUCAUGAAUCUGACUAUGCAAUAUGUUUCUUGUUCCCCACCUUCUUCUAAUACAGCUGAUAAAGCAUCCCCUUAUCUCCAUGCAGUUUCUCCUUAGUGGUCAUUCCUUGUAAUUCCUCAGGAAAUACUGGGUGAUGUCUUCAGAUGUACUUGCCUGGAGCAGAGGAUGAGCUGCUGGCUAUUGCUGAGCACUGUGCUGAGUGAAUUUGGAGGUCGUGCCCAUGCAUGGCUUCUCUUGGAAAGCCCUCUUCCAGGUCGCUCAUGCGUCAUCACCGCUUGCCUUCAGUUCUGCAUCAGCCGUCUUCUGCAUGUCUAGUACACCCUCUGGUAGCCAACAGGGACUUCUGGGUCUUGUAAGCAGUGACAUUUUCACUUGAGUGAAAGAAAACAGAUAAGAUGUUGGUGGCCUGGCCAAGGGGAAAGCCAGCAGAUCAGCCUGAGAAGCCUUUGCAUUUCUGCAACAAGUUGAGAUAGUGCUGUGGUACACCAGGGACUCUGAAGUGUUGCGGGAUGGUUUGCACGGGGCAGUUGCAGUUGCUGUGCUGCGCUGCUGUCACUAGAAAGUCUAUCCACCUUGCUUCACGGUUUCUCCUUAGCAGCCAUGGCACCAUUGCAGCUGAUGCUCCCUGAGCAAACUAGGUGCACGCAUUGAGGUGUAUUCAAUAUGUGCCUUACUACACGUAGAAACCUGACCGUUUUCUGUGGCCCUCCAGUUUAAAGAAUGGGUGGCUGAUCUCAAGAUUUCAAAGACGUUAGCCUGACGUGAGAUCACACUGGUGGGCAAAGAGGGGCUUAGGGUGUUAUUCACAUUAGAUUUAGAUUUUUGCGAAACCUUGUGGACUGGAGAUAUGGCUGCUGUUCAAGAAGGAAUUAAAAUGUCAGCCUUGUCCCAUGACACUGGAAGCCUCUUGUAUUCUCAUGGCCGUUCUUGUGCUCAGACAGUUGGCUUGGAGGAUCCCCCGUCUCAUUGCCUCCUUCCCCAGGGCGUGUAGUCUUUUCAUGGUUACUUCCUUCACAGUUUUCUGGCAGCUCUUUUCUCUGUGCUUCCACAUGUAAUGCUCCGAUCUGAAAGCCAGACAUGUUAGGAGUGAUGAUAUUUUCAGUCAGGCUCCUGGCGCGUGACUGACAGGUGAAUUCGUACAUUCAGCUCAAACACUAUACAUGUCUUGACAGAGGAUGUAAGAAGGGAAGCACUGGAUCUGGUUUUCAUAAGCUGUAACUCCAUUAUCUCCAGACAACACUAAUAAAAUCUUAGAUAUGGAGUGAAAAUCCAUAUGCUCAAGAAAAAUAUUUAAUUGCUUAGGAAAUACUUGUAGAAAUGCUCUUUCAAAUUACAAAAAACAAUGCUUUGCACAUCUCUGCAGAGGGAACUUGUUCUACUUGUGCAAAACAUCCUGUAAAUUGUGCAUAAUCCUUCAAUUGUGAAUUUCUUACGUUAGGGGAUAUCAGCAGUUCUGAAUUAUAAGUAAUAUUGUACAAAAGCAAAGAGGGCCAAGGAAAAUCGUUUUUUCAUUGCUGUUACUGGUCAGUGUCUAAUGGGGGGGGGGGGUGAUACCAUCCUUUGACCAGUUAACAUCACUGUAGUUUCCCUUUUUGUAUUUUUAAAAUUAGAGAUUUUCUUGAGCAAGCAGUACAGUAUAUUUUAUCCAAGCCAGCUAUACUCUGUUUAUCUUUUAUCUCAAAAUGGCCCCAAGAAUAGUUAAAUGUUAAACCCAUUCCUGAGGGUGGUGGGAUUUUGAGCCAUUUGCACUCAUGAAAUAUAAGGCCUCAUUAGUAACAUUUAAUUGUUUAUUAAAAAAAAAAACUACUUCUCUGGCUAUGCUAAAUUGAGUGGAUAGCACUAUAUGGUUUUUAGGGUUUCUAAUGUUUAAAUUGGCCUGUACUGUACAAAUCUCACUAUAAAGCCUUAAUUUACUACCAAGAAAUAAAGCAAUAUGUUGAUAACUGCUGAGCAUGCAUGAUCAUUUACACUAAGUGAUUAACUUCUGGCCAAAAUGAGGGGAUACAAAAUACUUGUAAAGUUUUAUUUUCUUGAAACUAGGUAGGUGAAUGAGCACAUCAUCAUAUGAGGUAGGUGAAUGACUAUAAAAAAGGAUUUAUUAUAGGUUGUAUGACCUUGUAUGUCUGUCUCUUUAUAAUUUGCUUUUCCUUAUGUGAUUCUUCUUGACUUUGACACAUCGCUACUACCUGGAAAUGUAUGUAAAAGAAAAGCCGGUAUAUAAAAGGCAUAUGUAUAAGAAGUUCAGGAAGGCCUCUGCAUUGAUUUAAAGGCAAGUUAACAUAUCCGAUGUAAAAAGUGAAAUGAAAUGACUUAAAGGCUAGAGUGCUAAUUAGUGUAAUGUUUCUUUCCAAAUGUUUUAAAAAAUUCACUCUGGGGUCACUAGUGGAAAAUGAAUAAAGGUAAUUUUUCUAAGCCAAACGUUUUUAAGUACAUGAUCUUACAGUCUUGCAUGAUUUGAUUUGGCACUCUGAGAUUGCUACUUAUUUCAAGAAAAUUUGAAUUUAACUUAUUGAUCCAGAUUGCCUGUUUUGACUUUUAACCUUUUCCCUGUGUCUGCUUGCAAACCAGCACGACCAGAAAGGAAACCAAAAUAGUGCAUGUAGAGCUGAGUUUGCUGGAGAGGUUGCAACAUGCGAGCGAUGUGUCUUCGUUCCAGUUUGAGUUUGGCAGAGACUAUAAAUUUCCUCAGCGAAAACAUUGUUGAUUCUUGAACCGUAAAAUUCAGGCUCAAGCAGUGAGGCUUCUUCCGCUCCAUAAUAGCAUGUAGUGAUCCCAUCAAAGAAAGCAGCUAUGAAUCACAUCAGUCAGGCUGGCAUGUUACUUGCAUCUCUGGGAUAACUUGUGCAGUGUAGAAAGAGGUCUCCUAGAGAGGUGCAUCUAAACCAGCAUACUCUUGGAAUACAGCCAAAGCUCUCUAUCUAUGUUUCUCAUUCCUUUGAUUUUGGUAAAAAAUGGAACUAUAUGCCCUGUGUCAUCAGUAGAAGGCUGAUGCAAAGCGUAACAUUUUUGCCUUUUUUACCGAUGCUCAUUUACCGGCUUCCUAGAAAACGUAAAACAGCUUCUGUUGGACGUCAGAACCGUCACCUAGAUUAUAACCUUCCAGCAGUGGCUUACGUCAUUUCUGAAAACUUCUACCCUUUGAGCUGGAAAAUUGAAAAGCUAGUAAAAGACCUAAUUUUAGCACUAGCCUUGAAACAAGUCUAAACUCGCAUUAAAAGGAAACAAAGUGACCAUUUUGACUGUGGACUGGCUGCCCUGUAGCUGUCAGUUUUAGUUUAAAAGAAAAAAAGAAAAAUCUACGAUGGAGUUGGUAGCAUAGCUUCUUUUCCCCCAGAGUUCCCCAGAAAAGUAGCUUGCUUUCAGUUUUUCAUAAUUUUGUUAAUUUUAACUGUUCGGACUGAAACUUCCCGUGCUGGGCUUGGAAGAUGCAAAUUGAAGUGGUUUGCAUGGUUCUGUAUAUAAAGCUGGGAGGAAAUUUCAUUUUGCUUACGUUAAACUCCUGGUGACCUUUUUCUUUGAAAAGGGUUUGUUGCCCUCCAUCUCCCCCAAGGCCUUCAGAGUGGAAGUGGUAUGAGCCUUGUCUGGAGGUCAAUUUUGACACCAGGAUGUGUCUUAAUGAUCUCCCAGCGAAAGUUCAUCUAGAUUUAGCAGCACGGUCUAUCUUGGAACAUCUCCAGUUCCAUGGUCAGGGAGAAAAGGGGUUGGCAUCUAAAAAGCCUCAAAAAAUUGUCUCUGCUGGGCACGCUCAUGUCUCUUGAGGCUUGUAGUCUGGUGAGGAAGCAAUUUGGCAAAGCUAAGAGGUGAUUGUCACUCUUGCAGUGUGGAGGAGGAAAUGACCCGAGGUACAUCAGGAUUGCCUGGGGAAUCAGGCCACAGGAGGGUCGAAAGACAGAGGAUUUGGGGAAUUGGGAAAAGAGGCAGGAUGAAGGAAACUUCCUGGGCAAACGGGCUGGGAAAGAGGUGAGUAAAGAAGAGAUCGACUGAUGGAUUUUUAGUUUUAAAAAAAAAAAACCAGGGCUGAGACUAGGAGAGGUGGAUUUGCAUGAGCAGUUGGAUAGGGAGUGUUGGGCCAGAGGAGAGUCAAGUAUUGAAGAAAGGCAUUUGGGGCAGUGGUGGAAGUAUGAGGCAAAUGGGCUGGCAGUAUGUUAUGUGAAUAAAGCACAUUCCCUCCAGGGAAAGCUGAGAGGGGCUAUUUCUGGGAGACUGUCUCACAGAUUUGAAAUAGUGUCUCAAAAACGAUACAGGAACUUUGAAUUUAAGGCAUCCAAUGUGAAGCAGGAUAAGCUUAUAGGCAGAUCUUUAGCCUUUACCAGCAAAAGCACGCUGGACUCGGAGACAUCGGCACUUUUGGGUGUCUUAUUCCUGCCUUUACCCCUUUGCACCAGGUAGUCUGUUGCGAGCAAGAAGGCAAGGCAUAUUUGUAAAAUUGCGCUUCCUUUUGCAUUGUGUUUCAUCAACAGCAAUGCUUCUGUUUUGGUAAAGCACAGGCAUCAGCGUGAAGUCAAAUUCAUGCCCUUAUGACUGUUAGAGGGCAUAAUAAUAGUAGGUUCAAGUUACUGCCAGGCAGUAGACAUGAGAAUUCAAGUCUAGCAUAAGAAAAAUACAUUGGACUGAACUGCAUUACUGAAUAUUAUUUCCCAGAUUAAAUCAAUUUUCUUCAUAAGAUAGUUGAGGGUUGUUUAUUUUCCUGCACCCCUGCUGUCUAGCUGUGCACUUCAGAGCAGAUUUUUUCCACUGUUUGUCUUCUGUGAGAACUGGACAGAAAUGUCAGGUCAUUUUUCUCUUGUCCUCUGGAUGCUCACAGAGGCGCGUCUUAGGUUUAUACUGGUUAAUGGAAAUCUUUUCCAAGUAGGCUCUGCUAAUACAAAUUAAAAAUAUAUAUAUUAUGAGUGCAACAAUCCAGUUGGCUAUGGAUAUAUCAAAUUAAGCCAUUAUAAAUAUAAAAGUUGCUAAGCAGACACUGUAAAGAGAUACCAGAAGGAGGGAUCUUUCUAAAAAAUAAAAAACUCAAGCUUUUAUAGGUGACCUUGAUACUUUUAAUGCGAAACAGAAAUCUUAACCGUUACUUCUAGGGCUAAAGAUACUGUGUUUGUUGGCUUAGAAGGGAUUAAUUUUCCUUUGUUUUUUAAAGAAACAUUACAUGCUGAAGCCUCAAGCUCAAGUAAAUGGCAGAGAUGGAAAAAAUCAUCUUAGAAAGAUGAGAGAGAAUGCAAUGA